AUGUCUGCACCCCGAGAAGACCUCAAUUCCUUACUGAAUACGAACUCUGCUCAACAGAGUCCUAAUCUGAGGCCGACUACUAUAAGUAUUCCGAAGCAAAGUUCGCCAUGGUUACAAGUAUCUACACCAAGCGAACCACACACACCUUCUGUCAUCAAACACGGAAAUCCGAUGCCCGUUCGAUCAAGAUCUACAGUCAAUCUUCACGAUACCAAAGAUAUUAUAUCUUCUGCUGCACCUUUUCCAUCAAUUCCAUCGAAACAAGAAGUUCAAAACUUUAAGAGCGAAACUGAUGCCGAAAUCAGUCGCCUUAAAGCAGAACUUGCAUCUUUAGAAUACGAAAGGAAGUCUUUCAAUCACACAGCUCGAGCUUUAACUCCAAAUACAGCCACAAACGGAAUUCAUGAAUAUCGCGGCUUGAUCAUGAUUGAAUCCUCCAUAGAAUCGAUUAUACAAGAUAACCAGCGCAAAGCAAAAGAAGCUCAAAAUCUUGCACUUGUAAAUCCGUCACCAAUGCCUACAGACUCAAAUCAUACGCUCCCAACUUACAGACAUAUUGUUGACUAUCCACAAUACAAGUCAACAAUCAAAACAAACUCUGAUUUGAUAGUUCCUAUGUUUGGAAUCAGAUACGGCGAGAAUGUAGUUCUCCAUGACAAGGAAGAUGAAUUGGCAACUAAAUACAAUGAGCUUAACGGUCCAUGGAAGGAAAGACAAGCAAUUAUCGACGAAUACAAUAAUAGAACAGGAGAUAAGUCAGAAAACUGGCCAUCCGAGUUCUAUUUUGAAAGACCAGAGCUUGAUGAAGUUUCUCGCCUCAAAUGGGCAGCAGAUGAUAUACCACAGUUACUUUCUCCAGAAGAAAAGAUGGAAAGAUCAUAUAUCAAUACGAACGCUCUUGUUACAGAGCCAAUUGCCAAAUUUAACGAGUACCGUAAUCGUUUGGCAUGGACUGAAGAAGAAAAACAAAUUUUUGUAGAAAAAUAUCGUCAAUACUCAAAAGAUUUUGCAAAAAUCGCAGAUGCAUUACCAGAAAAGGAUGUUAAACAAGUUAUCGAGUUCUAUUACCUCAACAGAUACAAAUUACAUCUGAAAGAGAACGAAGGCGCUGCCAAACGCCGUGGUGGUAACAAGAAAGUUAUCACAGAAGGUUCAAAAAAGAAAUACUAA
Molecule: messenger RNA, 1170 nt
Organism: Trichomonas vaginalis G3
Lineage: Eukaryota; Parabasalia; Trichomonadida; Trichomonadidae
Product: glycolytic process regulation protein
Exons: 1
Coding region: 1-1170 (389 amino acids)
Biological process (GO): regulation of transcription by RNA polymerase II
Source: RefSeq, a predicted model, not a curated record